Molecule: messenger RNA, 2610 nt
Organism: Loa loa (African eye worm)
Lineage: Eukaryota; Metazoa; Nematoda; Chromadorea; Rhabditida; Onchocercidae
Exons: 20
Coding region: 1-2610 (869 amino acids)
Source: RefSeq, a predicted model, not a curated record
AUGGCUCAGACCAACCGGUAUUUAUCGCCAACAUAUUUAAUGUUAUCGGUGGAAGAUUGUCUAAGACCUGGCGGUUCCUACAAUACUGCAAGUAUUGUGGAGAUGACAAUUGCAUUUAGGGGCCAUGUUAUCAAGCUGACGUGUAUAGUGAUCGUUGCAUGGAGAGUUGAAAGUGGUUUUCCAGGUAGUGCUCAGUGCAUCAGUGAUUUGGUUACGGAGGAAAGUAUUGACGAAGGUUUGGAAAGUGACAAAUGGACAGAAAUGUUCUGUCAAAAAUUUAUUGGUAAUUUGAGUAUGCGCUCACUCAUUGCAUCGUUUGUGUUGUCUGUACUGCUGCUGAAUUUUGAUGCUUUUUGUAAUUCGAAUGGUCAGCUGAGUCCGCAAGAAUUAGCCCCACCGAGGCCAUUUUUCCCAUCCAGUUCGAAGAAAUAUCUUGUUGACUAUUAUACUGGUAAUGAUGCAGAACCACGGAAUCUGUUAUACAACUCUGAAAUUGUCAUUGUUAUGUAUUAUGCACCGUGGAGCAGGAGAUGCACCAGAGCACGUGUAAUCUUCGAGAAUGUUGCGAGAAGUUUAAACGCAUCUUCUGAUAUAUCAUUCGCAGCAGUCAACUGUUUUUUUCCCCAUGGAGAUUGUAGAAAAUCUCACAAAACAUAUACAUAUCCAGUCAUUGUUGCAUAUAUCGGAAAGCAAAGUUUAAUGUAUACCGGUUUACUGGCAUCAGACUACAUAUACAGGUGGAUAUCACGUUUGCGAAACCCUGUUCGUCGUCUUAUAACUCCAUUCGCUUUGAAUAGCUUUCUGGACGAAUUUGAUGAUGCAGUCAUUGCAUUUUUCCAUGCGGAGAUUGCAUUUGCUAUAUCAUAUGAAUUUCAACAGUAUAUCAAAGCAGCAUUAAUUGUUUUCCAACAUCAAGAUUUGCUGGAUAAUGUUGGUUUCGCCGUUGUGACAAAUUCAAGCUUAGCAAUGGACUUAAAUUCGUCACCGAAAACGUGGAUUCAGCUGAGAUCUUGGAACCGUACUUUCAAUUAUAAUAGAUCAAAUAUGACUGCUUAUAAAAUCUUCGAGUGGGUUAAAAAGCAAGCACUUAAAUCAAAUGGUCUUCAGUGGAUUAAUCCAGAAAUGAAUGGUAUUGCAAAAAGUGAGGAGUUGCUAUCGGUUUUACAACAUGGUGCAACAGUCGUGGUGUUUGUAGAUCGUCAGGUACUUUACCCGCAUAGCUGGACAGUUUCAGUGGUUAAACAGACUAUCAUGGAAUAUUAUGCAUGUGGUGCAGAUUUAACCAAUCAAAUGAAAUCUAGAUCAGACAAGCUUGAUGCAUUGGUUAAUGAAAGAAAUCAAAUAAUUACAGUGAACAGUCAUAAAUGUCAGAAAACUGGUGCUCAUAUUAUGGAGAUCCGAAAGUGCUGCAUGAUAGAGAAAAAUUUUCUGGUGUCUCGUUGUUUGCAAUGUCAAUCCAAAAAAGGAAUGGAUUUUUCAGAAAGUGGAAAUUGCAGUCAACUUCCACUCUUCUUUUAUAAUACUUACUCAUCACUGUUUCAUAAUGUGCCUUGUUUAUCCAUCCUUUCGAUACUAAGCGAAGAGCAGUUGUUGAGUGAUUGCUGUGCACUCCUGAUUUCUAAAAACCACCGAUUGGAUAUAUCACAUAAUACAUUUGAACAGUGUGCCAAAUAUAGGCUUGCGCGAAAUCUUUAUCAUAAUAUUUCUGGUUCAGCCCCAUCCACUUGUUACCCGUUUGAUGCAACAUCGGUCACGGGCCUUUCAUGCGACAAAAAUAAUUCGCUACGGUUUAUCGGUGUUGACAGUCGAUAUGGUGAUUAUAUGCUAAAGCGAUUGAGGAGACCAUACAAUGGGCGGACUGUCGUACUAAUUGUGGAUCCGAGUACUGAAAGAACUUUUUUUAUGCAAAGCGAGUUUUCCAGGCAUGCUUUCCGUAAUUUUUUACGUGCAUUUCACAGUGACUCAUUGGUGCCACACGUUAUUUCCAAAGUUCCACAGAAGGAAUCGGGAAAUUUGACACAUGAUAAUUUGUCUGUCUUACCGAGUACCAGUGCAAAUUCCUUUGGAACGGAUGUUAACUCGUCUGAGGAUAUUGUAGUGUUUUUCUCUGGAGGAAAUUGGCAUGGACCAAGUGCUGCCAUAAUUCAUGUUUACCAUUCAGUGGCCCACUACUUCCAUCCAUUUCUUAAAUUCAUCAAAUUUUACAUAAUUGAUGUUUCGUUAAACGAUCUGCCGUCGCAGUUUCAAAUGGAUACAUUGCCAGCAGUUUUAUUUUUCCCUGCAGAAAGGAAGUCGUCUUCAUCACGAUUUCCAGCUUUAGUUCCACUUACAGUACCAAAUUUGAUAGCGUUUAUCGUGACGAGAUGUCAAAGGGAGUUGCGGUGGCAGUUAGCCUUAUUUUCUUGUUCACUAUUAUGUAUAAAGAAGAACAGUAUACGUUUGCAAAAGAUUGCUAUCAUAAUAAGGAACGAUAUCACAUUACUGAGGUUGCUUGCGUCUUCCAGCUACGAGCAUUCUCAUCUUUUUCUACAUUUAAUACAAAGACGCUCUGAACAACUUCGUUCCACACGUAGACUUCUGAAGACAAUGUCGAUGCCCAAAUUCUCUUGA